This is a messenger RNA of Owenia fusiformis, 823 nucleotides long. The record is from the annotation of a GenBank genome assembly. NCBI's taxonomy places the organism in Eukaryota, Metazoa, Annelida, Polychaeta, Sabellida, Oweniidae.
UGCUGGUGAAUAUACAGUCUCUACUUGAGCAAAUAGAAUUUGUAGUUUUUGACCUUUUUCUGAGAGUACAAAAAUAUCAGUCUGUUUGUCAGAGUUAAAGUCUCCAAACGCCGAUAUCAAUCCUUCCUUCGUGACCCCAAGUAUAGAUCCUGAUAUAUCGACAAAGCUUGUGGUACAAAGUCGACAACAAAGGCAUAGAAUCACGGAAAAUAUAGACGUAACAUUAUUCAUCUUUUUCCUGGUGGGCGAUAAUAGGUAAUUUGAAAAGUCGUGCCGUAAAUCAGUCGUGCUUUUAUAUCUUUUUCGUAGAAAUUUCUUUCCACUUUUAAAGUAGCUUUUCAUCAAAUUACAGCUGAGAUUUUGCUCAAGUUUUACCCCUACAAGGAUAAGAGACUUUGGUGAACAUGCAAAACCGAAUACCAGACGAAAUGCAUCCAUAGUUGAUCUAAAAAACGUGUUUGAAUCGUUAAAAAACAAAAAUGAAAAAAAUAACGACAUCUCAUUCUCAAGGAAAUAAUUCCAAGUCAAAGGUCAAGACAACCAGAUAUGAUAGUCGACUGGGAAGAAUGGACGCUGGGAACCAGGAGUUUAAUUAUCAAGAAAUAGUGGAUAAACUGCAUAAAUAUUACUUGAUAGUGAAAAAACACAUCCUAUCUCACCAGAGCCCAACCCUUGGGCUAUUUGCUGCGGAUCUUGCUUCAGAGGAGAGACACAUUGGUCAUAUACGGGACAGUCUUUGGGCUGCGAAUUCAGUGUGGGCCUUACACCAAGCAUACAAACGUAUUGAUGAUGAUAGGGGCCGCACAUAUGAAUUGGGGCAAUG